AAGCAUCCCCUCACACAUCAUUCAACACCAGGGUAUAGCAUUGCCUAAUUGGUUAUCCAUUCAUUGGUACCAUUAUAUGCUGUACUUCAUGUUCGCUUCAUUCUUACUCACCCGCUUCAUAUAAUUGAGGUCGCCCUCGCCGCCGUCCACGCGUACACGUAGGCCUCAAGGCAGUUGCGCAUCGGCCCAGCAGUCGCCAUGGUCGCCCCUCGCAAAGCUGCACUCCUCGAGGAGAGCGCGGAAGUCGAAGUGCUCUUCGCCAACAUGGAAAAGAUGAAGACACUCACAAAGAAGAUCCAAGGCUCUGUCAAUAGACUAGACGCGAGCGGAAAGGCAGUCCAGGAAGCAAUCGGCCCAAUCUACGGCAACACCCAGAAGCUGCAGAUAGCCAACACGAAUGUCGAUCGUAUAAUAGACGCAAUUGAACGACUCCGAGCUCCACGAGAAGAGAGUGCAAAGGAAGAGAGGAUUAUUCGCGCUGGACCUGGACGGGGAGAUCUUGACGGUUACAUUGCUUCCCUCGACCGCACGAACAUGAGCCUUGCAGAUCUCAAGCGUACCAAUCUUCGCUCCAACGAACAGGCUGUCGCAGAGCUCAGCGGGCUCUUGAAAAUGGGUAACAAGCAGUUGGAGGAUGUGUUCCGCAGCAUAUUGCAAGACAGCGCCCGAGAGAAGGUCCAGGCAUUGGAAUUUGUUGCGAAGCAAAAUCCGUUCCCUCGCAUACCUCAAGAUAAGCUUCAGAGCCUACGCAGCAUCAAUUCGCAUAUCUCCAAAUCAUUCGCCCAAUUAUCGCAGAUCGAUCUCUCACAAACUCCCACACGCCGAAUAUACGCAGACGUCCGGGGUGAAUACCUAGAGAGCACAUUGAGGAGUCUCAUGCAGGCGACCAUAAGCACAGCCCGGAAGGUGCAGGCAGAUGCGCUGUACAAGAAGGGUACUAAUGGUAUCGGGACAUACGUGCAGGCGAUAGAGGGUCUAUUUGUGGCAGAGUUUGAUAACUUGAACUACGUCUUUGACAGGGAGGAAUGGAGCGACGUCUAUGAGUCAACGUGCCAGGUCCCGCUGCAGGACUUUACGAAAACGCUGCGCGAAUUGAACGGGCAUAUUCAGAAGAACCUGUUGACAGACUGCUUCCUUGGAUUUGAGAUCUGCGGCAUGGUCCGGACGCUAUCGAUGCGACUUCAAAAGCAGACGGGAGCGCUGAAGGACCAGAUCUAUGACAGCGUGAAGCCGGUUCGUGAGACGUCGAAAAUGUCAUUGAGCAAGAUGUUGGAAGACACGAGGUCGAAAACACAGGCUCUCAUCGCCGUUCCUAUCGAUGGUGGUCCUGUCGACAUUACAACGCAGACGAUGCGACGCCUGCAAGAGAUGACUAACUACCUCGAACCUCUCGCGUCGAUAUUGGCAUCGUUAGGAGAGGGUGGCUGGAACUCGGGGACAGCUAAUAACUCCUCCACGGCUCUGGACGUUGGACCGGACGGCGUAAAGUUGUUCGGGUCCUAUGCAGCCGAUACCGUUGACACACUACUGCAGAAUUUGAUUGGAAAAGCAAAGAUGUUGUUGAAGGGCAAGAAUUUACAGGGUAUCUUCAUGGCAAACAACGUCGCCAUCAUCACGCGCAUCAUUCGCUCUUCGGAACUCGCACCACUCAUGGACGACUACUCCAAGAAGCUUGCCGACUGGCGUAAGCAAGGUACAGCCAUGUACCUUGAAGCGUGGCGUGAGCCAUCAGGGUAUCUACUGGAUGUGCAGUACACAAACCGUAGCAAGGAGCGACCAACAUCAGGCGGUGCAGAUUCGGCAGCUAUCGUGAAGUCUCUUAGCUCGAAAGACAAGGAUGCGAUCAAAGAAAAGUUCAAGAACUUCAAUACAAGCUUCGACGACCUUGUCACACGGCACAAGUCGUACGCAAUGGAACCCGAAGUGCGGAACCAGCUUUCCAAGGAGGUACAGAACAUCAUUGAGCCACUGUACAAUAGGUUCUACGACCGCUACCGGGAGAUCGACAAGGGAAAGGGCAAGUACGUUAAGUAUGACAAGACUGAGUUGAACAGGGCAUUGGCGAGCUUUGCAUAGCGGGGUGCGGUGACUGCGGCGUUGGUUUGGAUUUGUUUGCCUGGGACAUGCGCAAAAUACCCUUUGAUUUGCAUAGAUAAGAUGAUGAGCUGGUAUGGGUAUACAGGGGGAGCGAUGUAAUUGGAUAGGUGUCGAGUCUGGCACCCCGUGUACUGUAGUGCCACGCUGCAGCAGCAUGAGAGUCAGCGUUGGAGAUGAGACGGCGGUGUCGAAGUCAUGGCAGAUAGUCAUAAUGAAGCAGCGACCUAAUGUCUACUAGGUAGUAACGCGCUGCUCGUGCCUUCUAAUUAGCCACACGUGACGCUACCUCUUUGGGAAGCACGGUU
This is a messenger RNA of Alternaria alternata, 2402 nucleotides long. RefSeq lists its product as hypothetical. Gene Ontology annotation, cellular component: exocyst. The transcript has 2 exons. Gene Ontology annotation, molecular function: phosphatidylinositol-4,5-bisphosphate binding. Bases 199 to 2076 code for a protein of 625 amino acids. Lineage: Eukaryota; Fungi; Ascomycota; Dothideomycetes; Pleosporales; Pleosporaceae. The record is from RefSeq and is a predicted model, not a curated record. Gene Ontology annotation, biological process: exocytosis.